CGUCGUCGGCAAAACACAUUUUCUUCGUCGCAAAGCACCAAAAAAGCGCAACAAACGAUGGCUGACCUGACACCCGGCGCACGCAAACCCGCGCCAGCAGAGCUUACAGGCUUCCGCUCAGCCCUCGCGCACACCGGUAUCCCGCACGGCGUGCUUCUGUGGAAACCCCGUCUUCCCUCACGCAACUGGCUCGUCUUCUGGUCCGUCUCCCUGUCGCUCUCGUACGCCUACUACUACGACCGCGCGGAAUGCAAGCGGAUCAAGCAAGAGGUGGUGGAGCGUGUGGAGAAGUACGGGCGGGAGCCGAUGCCUGGUGGGAGUCUCGGUGAGCCGAGGCGGGUCGUGGUCUGGGCUGGGAGGUGGGGAGGGGACGACGAUGCCGACCGAGCUGGGCGGUAUUUCCGCAAGUAUGUCAAGCCUUACCUCGUCGCUGCCGGCAUAGACUACACGCUGCCGUCUGUCCCUCUGCACGGCUCGAUAACCCGCCAGCUGCACGCCGCGAUCCUGCUGCAGCGCCGCCAAGCACUCGGCCUCGCGCCCACCGCGACGCCGCUCUCUCUCCCCGGCGUGCUGGACCCGGCAGAGGCGAAGCGGCGGGAGGUGGAGAGCGGCGUGGUGGUCGUCGGGCGGGCGAGCCUGAAGGAGUACCUGGAGGGGCUGCGGAGGGGCUGGGAGUGCGGCGUGGACGAGUGGGCGUGGGAGACGGAGGUGGAGAAGACGUUGGCGGGCGACGGGGUGUUUGAGUCAGUCGAGUCGCCCGUCGAGCCCGCCGUCGAGACCGCCGAGACCGUCGUCGAGCCCACCGCCGACGCCGUCCCCAAAUCCAACUUUGGCUUCCUCGCCCGCCCCGCGCCCGUCACCCCCGGCGCUCCCGCCAUCCCCGCCCACCUCCACACCCCGCCCUCCCCGCUCCCGCCCACUCCCCCCCUCCUCCUCCUCCCGUUCACGAACCACCUCGGCUUCCUCCAGCUGCCGUACAUGAUCCUCGACUUCUUCAACGAACGCGCCAAAGUGCGGCAAGGCGCACAGUCUGCGCUCGCCCUCAUCGAGGGCCCCACCAGGGACAUGCACAGGGAGGACGCAGAGCACUGGGAAGAGAAGAGCGAGAGCUGGUACAACAAGACGGCCAGGCAGCUGCCCGAGCGGCUCCAAAAGUCGCGGACAGAGUACUACGAGGCGAUCAAGUCCCGUAUCGACCUGGCGAGGGCGUACGAGAAUGGCGACCGCGAGAUGACCGAGGAGGAGAAAAAGGCCAACAAGGUGGAGCGGAUCCAGGAUAUCCAGGCGGAGAGGCUGAAAAAGGAGCUCAGGUGGAAGGGCAGCGAGGAAGGAUGGGAGAUUGUCAAGCCAGAGACACCUGCGACAUGGAGAGAUCGCUGGGAGGGCUGGCUCAAGGUGUACCAGGUGCCCGAGGAUGCGCAAAAGGGCUUGUAGACGCUCCGACUUGUUAUGCACCACACAUGAUUAAACUGCCCACUUCUCCGCACUCGAUUUCAUCUCCAUGCACGCGAUUUCAUCAUCAAGAAAGUAACAACUAUCCCCUCCCCGCCCACACCACAUGCGCAAAAGUAAAGCGAAUUCAUGAUCACAGAAAAAAAAGAGCUUAAUUGUUGAGGGGAUGGUGUGGUGUGGUUUAAAUAUUUCGCAAACGAGUC
This is a messenger RNA of Cryptococcus deneoformans JEC21, 1655 nucleotides long. RefSeq lists its product as hypothetical. The coding region runs from base 58 to 1434 and encodes 458 amino acids. The record is from RefSeq and is a predicted model, not a curated record. The transcript has 2 exons. NCBI's taxonomy places the organism in Eukaryota, Fungi, Basidiomycota, Tremellomycetes, Tremellales, Cryptococcaceae.